This is a messenger RNA of Cucumis sativus (cucumber), 1439 nucleotides long. Its product is annotated as OVARIAN TUMOR DOMAIN-containing deubiquitinating enzyme 11. The record is from RefSeq and is a predicted model, not a curated record. The transcript is spliced from 10 exons. Gene Ontology annotation, biological process: protein deubiquitination. The coding region runs from base 334 to 1020 and encodes 228 amino acids. Gene Ontology annotation, molecular function: cysteine-type deubiquitinase activity. NCBI's taxonomy places the organism in Eukaryota, Viridiplantae, Streptophyta, Magnoliopsida, Cucurbitales, Cucurbitaceae.
UAUCCAAAUUAGCAAAAUUUCUCUGUCUCAUUUUCUUCGAGCUUAAGCUUGGGCUAAGCUCUAUUUGGGUGCCGCUCAAGGAUUGAACACAAACUCGAGAAUUCGAUCGUUCCGUUUUUUCGUUGCUCAAUUCAUGUGAAGUUGCAGGGUUAAUCGAGAUUUGAUUUUGGUUGUUUUCUUUUCUUUUUGUGUGUGUGAUAAUUCAUCGCCAGAGUGUGAGGUUUGAAGAACCCCAUUGAUUUUCUCUCAGCAGCAAACCGACUCGAUCUUACUUGAAUUGCUUCCGAUUUCCAUUUUAGGUGUUCUCCAGUAACCCUAGGCUGUCAAGGUAAUAUGACUGAUAACUACAGCAACGUAAGUGUAAGCUCGAGCUCAAGUUUGAAUAGCAGCUUUCAGGACACUGAGGAUGAUCAUACAAUUGCCAGAAUCUUGGCAGAGGAAGAAAACUUGAAGUUUGAUAACAAGCUCGGGAAGAGACUCUCUCAUCUGGAUUCCAUCCCUCAUACUCCUCGGGUUAAUGGGGAGAUACCAAACGUGAAUGAUGCAACCUUAGACCAUGAACGGCUGUCAGGAAGACUUGUCACAUAUGGUUUAGCGGAGCUACAGAUGGAAGGUGAUGGGAAUUGCCAGUUUCGGGCAUUAGCAGAUCAAUUAUUUCGAAAUCCUGAUUACCACAAGCAUGUAAGAAAGGCAGUUAUCAAACAGUUAAAGAAAUUCAGAAAACUAUAUGAAGGCUAUGUUCCAAUGAAGUACAAAACCUACCUCAAGAAGAUGAAAAAAUCAGGUGAAUGGGGAGAUCACGUUACUCUGCAAGCAGCUGCAGACAGAUUUGGUGCAAAAAUUUGCUUAGUCACAUCUUUCCGGGAUACCUGUUAUAUCGAGAUCCUUCCCAAAGACAAUAGUCCCCACAAAGAACUUUGGCUGAGCUUUUGGUGUGAAGUGCAUUACAAUUCAUUGUAUGCCAGUGGAGAUCUUCCUACAAGAACGCCUAGAAGAAAACAUUGGCUUUCAAUUUUCUAAAGUAAUGGAGGAAUACCAUCGUCCGCAUCCCCUUAUAUCGACUUCCUCUUGAUUUCAUGUGUAUGAAAUCUUGGAAAGGAAGCUAACACAGCAAUGCCUUGUAGUUCUUCACUACAAAAAGAUUGUUUUGUAGCUCGCAGACUCGUCGAAACAGAAUAUAUAAGAUCUAAGCAUAGGUAUUUAUACACACGAACUGAAAAAGAUUAGAAGAAUUAUAUAUAUAUAUAUAUAUGUAUCAAAUCCUCUUAAUUUUUUAGUAUAGUUUUGGAAAAAUAUUAUAAUUGAAUGUGCAGCUGCUCAUCGCUCGUGUGUCUGUAUAUAUUUGUUGUAGUGAUUUGCAGCUUUGCUCGUAGGUAUUUUCUGUCUUUCCUUAAAAAUAUAUAAUUUUAAGUAUUCUAUUUGAUUAUUAUUAUUUUUCA